Messenger RNA from Cynara cardunculus var. scolymus (artichoke), 1796 nucleotides. Its product is annotated as zinc finger protein CONSTANS-LIKE 9-like. Lineage: Eukaryota; Viridiplantae; Streptophyta; Magnoliopsida; Asterales; Asteraceae. The record is from RefSeq and is a predicted model, not a curated record. The coding region runs from base 247 to 1386 and encodes 379 amino acids. The transcript has 5 exons. Gene Ontology annotation, molecular function: zinc ion binding; protein binding.
UAGAAAAAGAGAAAGAAAAUCUUGAAAGCUCUCAUCUUUAUUUAGGGUUUUCAACUUCUUCAACCAAAAAAGAACUCUGCUUUGGUCCUGCAUAUCUUGGAUUCACCUGAUUGAUGCAGAGGACUUGAUCUUCAAGGAUAGGAAAAGAUCCAAUCUUGAUCGGAUCUGGUGCAGCUAGUAAGCUUGUGUUUGUUUCUAUAGUUUAAGGUAGAAAAGGAUCAUAAUCUUGUUCUAGGUAACGAAAACAUGGGUUACAAUUGUGAUUAUUGUGGGGAGGCAAGAUCGAUGGUGUAUUGUCGAUCUGAUGCAGCCUACUUGUGUUUAUCGUGUGAUCGCAAUGUUCAUUCUGCGAAUCCGUUAUCAAAACGCCACAUGAGAACACUCGUGUGCGAUGUGUGUAAUUCACAGCCCGCACUCGUUAGAUGUGUGGAUGAAAAGGCUUCGCUUUGCCAGAAUUGCGAUUGGGUAGGUCACAACGGAGCUAGUUUAGGUGCAAGUACACAUAGUCGGCAGACCUUAAAUUGCUAUUCAGGCUGCCCAACGGCUGUCGAACUUUCUUCUAUUUGGCCCUUUAUGUCAGAAUCUUGUGAACAAGAAAUGGGUUCAAUGAGCAUUGCUGAUAACAGCCAAGAACCUUCUGAAAACGACAAUACUCAAGAUUCAUCUAUGCCGGUUGAGACCAGUGAUUUGCAGAUUGAAAAUAACUCGAAUGAUUGGAUGGGUUCGCUCCUCCAGGACGAUAAUAGGUCACAGGAUAUCUAUCGCCAAGGAAAACCGUUGAGUUCUUCUGCAAAUAAGAUAUCGUGUUCAGGGACAAAAGAUUCUGAAAAAGUUGCUGAUGAUGGACUCUAUGAUGAUUUCACCAUGGAUGAAGUUGACAUGAAUAUCGAGAAUUAUGAAGAACUCUUUGGUGUAGGCCAUAACGACCCGAAACAUCUUUUUGCAAAAGAUGGGAUCGAUAGCUUGUUUGGGAUGAGAGAAACGACGACAAAGGACUCUGCAAAUGCAGUAGAACCAGCAUGCAGUAACGCAGCCUCGGUGGAUUCGCUAAUGAGCUGCAAAACCGAACCGAACCCUUGUCACGCAAGGCAACUUUCGUUUUCAAGUCUCACCGGUGAUAGCAGUGGUGGCGAAUAUCAAGACUGUGGAGCUUCGCUUCCAAUGGGCGAGCCACCUUGGUGCACCCCUGGUCCUGGAAGCACCACCAUCAGGAGCGAUGCCGUCCUUCGUUACAAGGAGAAAAAGAAGAUGCGCAAAUUUGAGAAGAGAGUAAGGUAUGCAACACGAAAGGCGAGAGCCGAUGUGAGAAAACGUGUGAAAGGUCGGUUCAUCAAGGCGGGUGACGCUUACGAUUACGAUCCUAUGAGUGAAACAAGAAGCUUCUAAGAACAUAUAAACACAAAUCUCUUAGGGUUUCUGCAACUCUUUAGGUGGAUCAUAGCAGAGAGAUGAAGAAGACUGGUGAUGGUGAAUUGUUGCAUGUACAGAAUGGGAAUGGGAGGAGAUGUGUUUAAAUUACAGUUGAAGUUUAAUUAGGGUUUGAGUCUUGACAAUUUUAUGGUCCAUCUUUGGACUGGUUUUUAUGUUUUAAUUGUAUGUAGCUUUUUUGGGGAAGUUUUAAGGAUGCAAUUCUUGUUUGUCAAAAUUAAUAAUUUCGAGCAACGGGGACGGGCGUUUUCGUCAGCGAAUGUGGUGUAACCCGAGAAAGAAAUUCGAACUCGUAUAUGCCGAUGGUUAAAAUAGACUCGGUAAGAGACAACAAAAGAAUGUAUAGAAAACGGAACCGUUAACUCGCA